GAAAAAUUAAGUACACAGGCUCAAACUUUAAAACGAUAUUUGCGAAAAGAUUAUGUUACAAAACUUACAGUUAACUCAUUAGGCCAUGCUGUUCACGAUCCUUGUAUAAGUCAUUGUUUAAGACAUGCAUUUGGAGAUU
Dentiscutata erythropus is the source of this 139-nucleotide messenger RNA. NCBI's taxonomy places the organism in Eukaryota, Fungi, Glomeromycota, Glomeromycetes, Diversisporales, Gigasporaceae. The record is from the annotation of a GenBank genome assembly.